AUGACAUCCCGCGGAGGGGGGCGGACCCCGUCCGGCGGCGGCGCGGAGUCGCGGCCCCGCCGCAGUCCGCGCCUGACGCCGACGGCGACCGCUCAGCCGCGCAUCAAUGUGCAGCAGCUGCGCAAACAGAAGAAGGCGGCGGCGGCGGCGGCGGCGGCGGCGGCAUCUGCAGGUGCCAGUCCUAAGGCUGCCGUGUUCGACCCUCUGGCACCGUGUGACGCGGCGGCCGAGGUGCGCCGCGGCGCCACCGGUCUGGUGUAUGAUGAGCGGAUGCUCGAACACCGCUGCCUCUGGGACGACGACUUCCCAGAGGGACCUGACAGGCUGCAGGUCAUCUUCGACAAGUGCUCUCAGCUCGGUCUGGUGGACCGCUGCCAGCGCGUGCCGGCCCGGCACGCCACCGAGGAGGAACUGCAGCUCUGUCACAGCCCGGAGCACAUCCAGAGGCUGCGCCAGCUCUGCGAGCGGGGAGAACCAGAGCAGCUGCGCCAGGAGGCCGACAAACACGACUCAGUGUACCUCCACCCGGCGACGUUCCAGUGCGCCUCGCUGGCGGCUGGCUCUGCCCUGGAGCUGACCGAUCAGGUGCUGGACGGAAAACUGCAGAACGGGUUCGCCAUCGUCAGACCGCCGGGCCACCACGCCGAGCCGGACGAAUUCAGCGGGUACUGCUUCUUCAACAACGUGGCACUGGCGGCGCGUCACGCGGCUAACCGCGGCAAACGGGUGCUGAUAGUCGACUGGGACGUGCACCACGGCCAGGGCACGCAGGAGAUGUUCUACUUUGACCAGAGUGUGCUGUAUUUCUCGGUGCACCGGUACGACGGCGGCGCGUACUGGCCGGGCGGCUUCACCGGCCACUGGGAGCGGAGCGGGGCCGGCGCCGGCGCCGGACUCAACUGGAACGUGCCGCUGGACGGGAGUGCCACCGACUCGGACCUGCUAGCCGUGUGGCACCGGCUCCUGCUGCCGGCCGCCUAUCAGUUCGCGCCGGACCUGGUGAUCGUGUCGGCUGGAUUCGACAUGGCACUCGGUGAUCCUAAGGGCUGCAUGGCGGUGACGCCGGCGUGUUUCGCGCACCUGACGCACGCGCUGCUGGCGCUCUCGUCCGGCCGGCUGGUGGCCGUUCUGGAGGGCGGCUACUGCCGGCCGGCGCUGGCCGCCGCCGCCGCCCACACACUGGCCGCCCUGCUCGGGGAGCCGCCGCCGCCGCUGCCGGCCAGCCUGCCGCCGCCGUCAGAGAGCGUGUCAACCGCCAUCCGGCACGUGAUGUGCGCCCACCGGGCCACGUCGCCGUUCCUGGGCCGGCACGGCACCUUCUCGGCCUCUGCUGACGAGUGGGCCGUGUCAGCGCCCGACUGCCACUGGCCGCCGCCGGCGCGGCCGCCCCGCCAGGUGGGGCCCAACCCCGCGCCGCCGCCGGACGCCCUGGAGCGACUCAACAGACUGCUGCUCGUGUCUCGACCGUUGGCGCCGGCCCACCGCGUCUGUCUGGCCACCAACGAGGACAUGAUGAGACACCGCAACGUCGACGAUCCUGACCACCCGGAGCGGCCGGAGCGUCUGCAGUCGAUCCUGACCCGGCUGAGCGCCUGGGGUCUGUCGGACCGCUGUCUGCGAACCCCCGGCCAGCUGCGUGUCUCCCCCGAGCAGCUGGUGCCCCCGCACGAGCCGGCGCACGUGGCCGCGCUGUCCGACACUGAGCAGCUGUCCCAGUCGGAGCUGGACCGUCUGGCCGACCGGUUCAACUCCGUGUUCCUCUGCCCGGAGAGCUACGACUGCGCACUGCUGGCGGCCGGCUGUGUCGUGGAGGCGGUGGACAGUGUGCUCUCUGGUGAGAGCGGCUCGGGUCUGUGCGUGGUUCGGCCGCCGGGCCACCACGCCGAGCCAGACACCCCGCACGGUUUCUGCCUGUUCAAUAACGUGGCGGUGGCGGCGCGGCACGCCGUCAGCGCGCACGGCCUGCGCCGCGUGAUGAUACUCGACUGGGACGUUCACCACGGAAACGGCAUCCAGCACAUGUUCUACGAGGACAGCGACGUGCUGUACAUGUCUCUACACCGGCACGACUUCGGCUUCUUCUUCCCAAUGUCGGACGACGGCGACCACGACCGGGUGGGGAGCGGGCCCGGCGCCGGGUUCAACGUCAACGUGCCCUGGAACCGGGCGCGCAUGGGCGCCGCCGAGUACCUGGCCGCUCUGCUGGCCGUCGUGCUCCCCGUGGGCUACCAGUUCAGCCCCGAGCUGGUGCUCGUCUCGGCUGGGUUUGAUGCGGCGCGCGGCGACCCUCUGGGCGGCUACCUGGUCCCUCCGGAGGUGUACGGCCACCUGACCCACCACCUGACCGCGCUGGCCGGCGGGCGCGUGGUGGUGGCGCUCGAGGGCGGCUACAACCUGACCAGCAUCUCGUACAGCAUGGCCAUGUGUGCGCGCGCGCUGCUGGGUGACCCGGCCGUGCAGUUGCCGCCGAUGCCGGCCGUGAACGAUAGCGCGGCGCGCACGCUGUGCUCGGUGGCGCACAGUCAGCGGCCGUUCUGGCCGGCCGUGGCCGAGCCCCACCGACUGGCCAAGGAGCCGCUGGACGUGGUGCGGCGCGUCAUGGAACAGCGGGGAGACGCCGCUGUCACUGCCGAGUCGACCACUGCCGCUCCGGAGGAGGUGGAGAAGGAGGGGCCGCCGGUGCUGCCGCGGACAGCCUGGCAACCGGAGCCGGAGACAAAGCCACACCCGGAGCCGGAGCCAAAGAUGGAGCCGGAGCCGGAACUACAGCCUGAACCGCAGCCGGAGGCGGAGCCGCUGGAGCGUCUGGUGGACCGUUUGACGCUGGCAGAAGACCAGGGCACAGGAGCGGCGGCCGCCGGCGACCUGGUCGUGGAGGGAUCUCCCGAGAGGGAUGCCAAGCCGGUAACUGCGCCCGCUGGUGAGGGCGAGAAGGCUACCCCGCCAGAGAAGGGUCAGCCCGGAAAGGACGCUACACCAGCGGAAGGACAGACGGAAAAGGCGGCCGCGCCGCCGGCCACCGUGAAGUCGGCCUGGGCCGAGCGGGCGGCUGAGGCCUCCGGUCUGUCGGAGCAGGGAGCCGUGGCGGCCGCGCUCGCUGCCGGAGACGCCGCUCUGCAGCAGUUUCUGGUGCUCGAGGAGAUCUCCAAUCAGAAUAUGUACGCGGUGGUGCCGCUACUCGACUGUCCCCACCUCUGCACGGUAGCCGAUCUGCCGGUCGGAGGUAUCAACGCUUCCGCUCUGUGCGCCGACUGCGGGGACAGCCAGGAGAACUGGGUCUGCCUGACCUGCUAUCAGGUGUGCUGCGGCCGGUACCGCUCGUGCCACAUGCUGGACCACGGCGCCGUCACCGGCCACUGCAUGGUGCUCAGCCUGGCCGACCUCACCGUGUGGUGUUACGUCUGUGAGAACUACAUCCACCACGAGCGGCUGACGGCCGCCAAACGGUCGGCGCACCACAGCAAGUUCGGCGUCGACAUGCCCGGAGGCGACGCCGGCCACGCGUGACCUCUGGGAGGACUGGCACUGGGGUGGAGGGAGGGGCGAGUCCCUCCUCUGCGCUGCAGGGAGGGCAGCUGGGACCUGAGAUAGCGCGACGACAACGAAUAGCCUACAGCCGCGUCAGUGCCUCGAGAUGGUGCAUCGGGUCUUAUUGGGCUACACACAUGCUCGGCUAAACAACGGAAAUAGUUAUACUCAUCGUGACUAGAUAAUCCGAGUUCAAAUGAAUAUAUAGUUCGUUUUUUUCAAAAGGACGCUGGCUCAAAGUUCAAUAUCGAAGCUCUCACGUGAGUUUUGGCAGCUUCAGUGUCUGGCCAAGAAUUUCUUACCGAAAAAAUAAUCGAUUUCAAAUUUUGCACGGUAAGUAGCUGGAAAUUGUUUCUUAAAAAUGAACAUACUAUGAUGACGUCACUGGUGGCAGCAGGCACCCAAAUGUCCGUGCAGUGGGACAAGUGUCAACGAAUUUGGGUGAAACUUAGUUUUUCACUGUUGCCGAGCUUAUAAUCGAGUGAGCGGUUCCGUCCAUGAUAGUCAUAAGUUACAUUGAAAUACAUGUCCGACAGCAUGACGUCACCGCUGUUCUCAUAUCUGGUUCCAAAACGCCCAUAUGGAAUUUAUCGGGAAGAAAUCAAAUGUUAAAAUUAGUCGACGUUCGUUUUUCUCAGGUUCAGUUUUUGCUCGUUUUGCUCGCUAAAACACGUGCUUGUUCGAAAAACAUACUUGGAGCCAGCGUCCUUUUGAAAAAAAAAACGAACGAUGAUGACAGAAACGAUAAAAAUAUGUUUUAUUCACGUUCGUUCGGCUUGGAUCGCUAACAAAUUAACAGCACAUUGUUAACGAUUUUAAUUUAACUCAUUACUGCAGGGAGGGCUUCCUGUCGCUUGUUGCUUCCAAUCGCUGUGACUGCCUAGUUUUAAAGCGUGUAUUUUCAUGUAGAAUAGUGGCGUUAUUUAUAGUGAUUCAAAGCUGCGUUGUUGGUGUAACCCAGGCAUUAACUGCUAGAGCCAGUGAGCUGUGUGCCGGACCCCAGUGUUAAUAUUUGUGUAGAGGCAGGUCUGAGUCCUGCGAUCGUGCGCGGCUGCUCUGCACUGCUCAGUGCUCAACCUUUCCGCCUAACCGGGCCGCUACGUUGUCUGACAGCUCGCUGUUUUGUGCGAGAGCGUCUCUCCGUUCUGGGUCGGUCGGCUGUUCUCGUCUGUUGGCUUGGUGCAGUAAAGGGCGCCAGGUCACUGGCUAUGGGCUGUGCCUGUACCUGCUGCAUGUGUAAGGGGCGCCAGCCGUGACCCCGCCGGGGCCAACACUGGACUGCCGCGGCCCGCCGAGCCCAGACGGCGACAAAUACAAUUACCGGUACUCAA
This is a messenger RNA of Amphibalanus amphitrite, 4859 nucleotides long. RefSeq names its product histone deacetylase 6-like. NCBI's taxonomy places the organism in Eukaryota, Metazoa, Arthropoda, Thecostraca, Balanomorpha, Balanidae. The transcript is spliced from 15 exons. The record is from RefSeq and is a predicted model, not a curated record. Gene Ontology annotation, cellular component: histone deacetylase complex. Gene Ontology annotation, molecular function: histone deacetylase activity; zinc ion binding. Gene Ontology annotation, biological process: chromatin organization. The coding region runs from base 1 to 3507 and encodes 1168 amino acids.